AUGCCUGUUGUGCACGUCGUCUCAUUCAAGUACAAGGAUUCAGUCUCUUCCGAGGAUCGACUGGAUCUGUACAACCACUUCGGCACGUUCAAGGCUGAGUGCCUCUACACGGACGGAAAACCAUACAUCCUCGAUUUCAAGAGCUCGACCGAAAACACUUCGCCCGAGAACGCAGGCAAAGGAUUCCACCACAUCUUCGUCUCGACGUUCCCAACGCAGGAACACGUCAAACACUAUCUCGAAGAAGACCCAGUACACCUCGCUUUCGUUGAAAAGGUCAAGCCCGCCAUUGCGGACGUUUUCAUCUACGACUUCGAAGUGUAA
This is a messenger RNA of Pseudozyma hubeiensis SY62, 324 nucleotides long. RefSeq lists its product as hypothetical. Lineage: Eukaryota; Fungi; Basidiomycota; Ustilaginomycetes; Ustilaginales; Ustilaginaceae. The coding region runs from base 1 to 324 and encodes 107 amino acids. The record is from RefSeq and is a predicted model, not a curated record. The transcript has 2 exons.